CGGCCGGUUACGACAGAGCCUGGGCGUGAACCCAGAGUCUCUGAUAGCACAGCUGGCACUGCAGUACAGCGCCCUUAAUCACCCGGGAGGCUGAGACAUGAUAUCUUAAAGGGGUACACUCACAUAUGAAAUAUUACAAGUUUUUAUUUUCUGAGUCUUAAUUAAAUAGGUGAAAUCUUUUGAUAAAGGAAUGUUGUUUGAUAUAGUAAAAAACACUUCUUUGGGGGGGUGGUAUGACUUAUGACCUCCAUUGUAACUUUCCUUUGUGGUCUGAUCAGCCUCAUUGGAAAGCCAUUUGGAUGGAGAAUCUAGGGUCAUUUGCAAUACUGAUAUUAAGGUAAUUUAAUACAAAAAGGCAUUGAUAUUUACAUUAUAGUGUCAUUAGAUUUUCUCUGAUGAAUGUGGUGUGAAAAUGAGCUAGGAUAAGUUUUAAUUAUGGUAGACUCAUGUUAAGUAUUUGGGACAUAUUUUGAGCCAACAGGGCUGGGAAGAAAUUGAGAUAUUUGUGUUUGGUUUUAACACCUGUGUAUAGGAGGGUGCCAGUGUACCUGUGUAAUGGGGGAGGGUGUCCAUAUGGGGAUUACAUGAUAACCAAUUUAGGACAGUUCUGGGAUUGGAGAAGAGGGUAUCCUUAGAGCAUAGGGGAUCCCACAAAGGUGGAUAGGUUUUCCAUGAUAUGGGGGAAACCUGGGAGCACUGUUGAACUCUGUAAAGGUGAUGACAUCCUCAAAACUAUUAAGCUCUCUGAUGCAGGCACUUACACCCUCGGACUACAAAGGACCGGGACAGACACGAUGGGUGUGUUUUCUAUUAAGGUGCUGCCAAAACCACAGAGGUCCCAGACGAACCAGAGCCAGACACACUCCUCUACCACCCCUGGACCGAGCCUGCCACCCACCACCACUGUGUCAAAUCCCAUUCAGGUAAUUAACAUUAGAGACUAUUCAGAUAUUGAUCAAUUAGGCACUGAGACUGGUUUUGAUGGUAGGGACAAUUUGUGGCUGUCUUAUAUGAGGUAUACAGCUAAGACCCUGAAAAGAAAGGACUGCAUUGUAUGUGGUCAUGCUAGACCUGUUCUGGCUACACACCCAUUUUCUAUAGGAGAAGGACAGGGGUGCUUGUGUAUUCUGAGAAGUUUUUACCAGGAUAAGCCCAAUUCAACCCUCUGUUCCUCUUUGAGGCUUGUGUUUCCUACAAUAUCUCCUCAUCGGGCCCCUUGGGGUGUUAAGGCAUAUGGGGGCAAUUACAGUUGCAUCACGGGUGCAGGUAGUGGCAUGGACUAUGGGAGAUUGCCUGAAGCUGAUUGCAGCAGUAACAUAACUAUUAAUGCCACUUGGCCAGUUGCAGGUCUAAACCAAACUAGUGGUCUGGCUGAUGUGUGGUGGAAAUGUGGACCCAAAAGAGUACUGAGACCCAUUCUUAGAGGAGACUGGCAAGGUACGUGUGCUCUGACCAGUUUGAUAAUUCCACUGACCAUUGUUGAUGUUACUGCUGAACAGCUGUUGGGUUCUGUAUCCAGGGGGCCUGAAACAUUCCAUCCCAUGGGAGACAUAGACGUAGUGCUCCAUGGACGGAGGAUGUAGUUGACAGCCUCCAGUAUUUAUGCUGCAGUAGUUUAUGUGUCUGGGGGCUAGGGUCAGUUUGUUAUAUCUGGAGUACUUCUCCUGUCCUAUUCGGUGUCCUGUGUGAAUCUAAGUGUGCGUUCUC
Messenger RNA from Oncorhynchus gorbuscha (pink salmon), 1707 nucleotides. RefSeq lists its product as uncharacterized. Lineage: Eukaryota; Metazoa; Chordata; Actinopteri; Salmoniformes; Salmonidae. The record is from RefSeq and is a predicted model, not a curated record. Bases 672 to 1583 code for a protein of 303 amino acids. The transcript is spliced from 2 exons.